This is a messenger RNA of Lolium rigidum, 2069 nucleotides long. RefSeq names its product cysteine-rich receptor-like protein kinase 6. Gene Ontology annotation, molecular function: ATP binding; protein kinase activity. The coding region runs from base 1 to 1959 and encodes 652 amino acids. Gene Ontology annotation, biological process: protein phosphorylation. The record is from RefSeq and is a predicted model, not a curated record. The transcript is spliced from 7 exons. Lineage: Eukaryota; Viridiplantae; Streptophyta; Magnoliopsida; Poales; Poaceae.
AUGGAUGACCACCACCUGCUUCCCGUGGCCGCCGCCAUCGCCGUCGCGCUGCUCGCGCUCCCCGCCGCGGGUUACCCCACGUACCCGUUCACAGUGUGCGGCGCCAGCAGUUUCUACAAGCCCAACAGCACGUACCAGGCCCACCUCGACCUCGCUGCCGCCACGGUGCCCAGCAACGCCUCCGCGUCCCCGGACCUCUUCGCCGCGGCGGUCGUCGGCGCCGUCCCGGAGCAGCUCUGGGCCAUGGGGCUCUGCCGCGGCGACGUUAGCGCCGCCACCUGCUUCACCUGCCUCACCCAGGCCUUCCUGGACCUGCCCAACUACUGCUCCUACCAAAAGGACGCCAGCAUCUACUACAACGCCUGCAUCCUCCACUACUCCGACGUGCACGUCCUCUCCUCCGACGACUACGGCCCGCAGUUUGACAUGAGCAACAUCUACAACCUCGGCAACGUUACGUCAGACCCGGCCCGGUACAACCGCCUCCUGGCCGCUCUCGUCAACCACACCGCCGACUACGCCGCGUACAACUCCACACGGAGGUUCGCCACCGGGGAGGCCGACUUCGACCUGCAGCCCCACAAGGUGUACACCGUGGCUCAGUGCACGCCGGACCAGACGCCGGCUGAGUGCCGGAGGUGCCUUGCCCGGCUCAUAAUGACAUCGCUGCCUGCCUUCUUCAACCACACCGGAGGCAGGACCCUAUGGUUCAACUGCACCUACAGGUUCGAGACAUCACCCUUCUACAAUGGACCGCCGAUGGUGCGUCUGGCUUCACGGAGCAGGGGAGCGCCGGCGCCGGCGCCGGCUGUGCAGCCAACGGUUGGGACGCCAGGAGUGGCAGGAGGAGGAGAGAGAAAGUUGAGCGUUCCCGUCGUGGUUCCUGCAAUCUUGCUCCCUAUUAUAUCAGCCUUGAACCUUGUGGUUUGCUUCUGUUUCUGGAGGCGCCGGCGGUCAGCAGCACAAGUGAAGAAUCCAUAUCCAAGGUAUUCUACUGAAACAGAGGACAUCGAAAUGGUGGAUUCGAUCCUGAUCGACGUCUCCACCCUGCGAGCCGCCACGGAUAAUUUCGCCGAGAGCAACAAGCUCGGACAAGGGGGGUUCGGCACGGUGUACAAGGGCACCCUGCCCAACGGCGACGAGAUAGCGGUGAAGCGACUGUCGCAGGGAGGGGAGGAGCUCAAGAACGAGCUCGCGUUGGUGGCCAAGCUGAAGCACAAGAAUCUCGCCAGGCUGCUCGGCGUCUGCCUGGAGCAGCAGGAGCGGCUACUCGUCUAUGAGUUCGUCCCCAAUCGGAGCCUCGACCUGAUUCUUUUUGACAUUGAGAAACGUGAGCAGCUGGACUGGGAGCAGAGGUACAAGAUCAUAAACGGCGUUGCUCGGGGCCUGCAGUACCUCCACGAAGAUUCUCAGCUCAAAGUUGUCCACCGUGACCUCAAGGCCAGCAAUAUCCUGCUAGACGCCAACAUGAACCCCAAAAUCUCGGACUUUGGCCUUGCGAGGAUCUUUGGGCGCGACCAGACGCAGGCCGUCACCAACCGCGUCGUCGGCACCUAUGGAUACAUGGCGCCCGAGUACGUGGCGAGCGGCAACUACUCGGUGAAAUCGGACGCGUUCAGCUUUGGCGUAAUUGUGCUGGAGAUCAUAACAGGGAGGAAGAACAACGGCUGCAGCAACUCCGGGAGGUCUGAAGAUCUCUUGACCAUGGUAUGGGAGCACUGGGAGGCCGGGAUGGUGACGGAGAUAGUGGACCCGUGCAUGUGCAUGGGCGGAAGUUUUCAUGAGGGCGACGUGCUGAAAUGCUUCCACGUAGGUCUCCUGUGUGUGCAGGGAAACCCGGCGGCCCGACCAAUGAUGUCAUCAGUCGUGACGAUGCUCGGAAGCGAUACGGUCACCCUCCAGGCUCCAUCCAAGCCGGCAUUUCUGUCCUGGAACAUCUCACCAGAAUUGGCUACAUGAUAGCUCAUUUGUUGCUUAUGAAACUACCAUUGAAAAUGGCUCUUUAAUGACAAAAAAAUCCAGUGCCUGCUUUUAAUGACAAAAAUUCAGGCUACAAUAGUCACAGCUCA